GGAUAUCAUUCAAAAUUUCAUCAGUUGACAGCCAUACUAUAUAAUAGUAAAAAUAAAAUAUUGUGCAUUGAUUUGGCACCAAAAUUACGAACAACUUAAUCAAUAAGAUAUCCAGAAAUCCAAAAUAUCAAAUGGAGGCGUUUGAUGACGACAAACCACAUAUUCUAAGUUUCAACGAAAUAAAAUACGCAGCAGAGAGAAUCGAGGAUGGCAUAAUACAUACUCCACUUUGUGAAGCAAAAAUAAGCAAAUAUAUGGAUUACAACAUUUAUUUAAAGUGCGAGAAUUUACAGUACACUGGAAGUUGCGCUGAACGUGGUAUCAGGAAUUAUAUGAUGGCGAAGCUUGACGAAGUAUCUGGGAGGGGAGUAAUUGUGCCCUCAAAUGGCAAUAUGGCUGUUGCAACGGCCUACCAUGGAGGGAUAUUGGGGUUGCCUGUAACAGUGGUGUUGCCAGAAAGUGCCCCGGCUGCGCACGCACAUCGCUGCUCCGAAUAUGGCGCAGAUAUUGUUCUCCACGGAAAUAAUGUUGAAGACGCGACAAACUUUGCCAAAAAGUCGGCUAAAGAGAGUCAGCAGUUUUUGAUAACUUCAGACGAUCCUCUUGUGAUGGCGGGCCUGGGAACUGUGGGGAUGGAGAUCAUAACACAGCUUCCAGAAACAGAUGCGGUGAUUGUCCCCGUGGCGGCGGGGGGGUUGUUGGCGUCCGUGCUCAUCGCUUGCAAGAAGCUUAAAUGCACCUGUCUUGUUUAUGGAGCAGAAUGUGCGAAAGUACCAAAGAUGAUGAAGGCUCUGCAAGCUGGACAUCCGAUUAUAGUUCCAACCACGCCCAACCUGGCGCAGAACCUUAAUGCGGCUAUCGUAGGAUCGAAUGCAUUUGCUAGUCUGAAAGGUCGUCUGGACAGAAUGCUAGUGGUCGAUGAGUCAUAUAUUGCGAAAGCCAUUAUAACUAUGCUGGAACGUGAACGCUUAGUAGCUGAUGGUGCUGGGGUUUGUGCUCUAGCUGCCGUAAUGCAAGGGCUGGUACCAGAAUUAAGAGGAAAGCGAGCCGUUUGUAUAAUAAGCAGCGGUAAUAUAGAUUCCGGCAGGCUGUCACGAACUAUCCAACGCGGCCUGGGUUCAUCCGGACGGAUGUUGAGGUUCGCGGUAGCAGUUGCCGACCAGCCGACCGGUUUGGAGAAAUUGGCGAAAACUAUCGCCGAAGAGCACACAGUACUAAAGAGUCUUAUUACCGAACAGAUGUGGGUGCAUAGCGACGUUAGCGUUACCUGGGCCAAUGUGGUUGUAGAAACAGCAAAUGAUGAACACACAGCAAAUUUCAAAGAUCGCCUGCGGGAAUUGUAUCCAUUGAUAAGAUUCACCCCUGAUCUUGAAAGACACAAAAGCAGUGUUUAAUAAUUAUUGUUUUGAAGGUUCUUGAAUAAAUAAAUAAACAAAAUAGAUUU
Molecule: messenger RNA, 1444 nt
Organism: Leptidea sinapis
Lineage: Eukaryota; Metazoa; Arthropoda; Insecta; Lepidoptera; Pieridae
Product: L-threonine ammonia-lyase-like
Exons: 10
Coding region: 132-1394 (420 amino acids)
Biological process (GO): L-serine catabolic process; L-threonine catabolic process
Molecular function (GO): L-serine ammonia-lyase activity; threonine deaminase activity
Source: RefSeq, a predicted model, not a curated record